Messenger RNA from Nomia melanderi (Alkali bee), 3810 nucleotides. RefSeq names its product mitochondrial basic amino acids transporter. Gene Ontology annotation, biological process: mitochondrial L-ornithine transmembrane transport. The record is from RefSeq and is a predicted model, not a curated record. Gene Ontology annotation, cellular component: mitochondrion. NCBI's taxonomy places the organism in Eukaryota, Metazoa, Arthropoda, Insecta, Hymenoptera, Halictidae. Gene Ontology annotation, molecular function: high-affinity L-arginine transmembrane transporter activity.
GUUUCUGCCUUUCAAAAAAUCUGCGUGUUUCUGCAUAGUAAGCGAUUGUUGUACCAUUCGCAUUGGACUGUUCAUGGAGGAAACUGUUGAACGUUUGAGAUCGUAAAAAGGUGAUGGCUGGUAAGGAAAUUGAACUGAUGAAAUUUCAAGCACGAUUUCAACUUCAUAUGGCAAGGCGAAAUAAACGUUGCCGACUCGAUAUCGAAUCACAGGACGGUCGACAUCUUCGAAUAAAAUUGACGUAUCACUUCUCUCUGUCUAUAUUGUCCGAGUAUAGAUGCUGUUGUUAAUCUGCUAUUAGAGUUAUUUGCUAUUUGCCAGCGUUCCUAAAAAAAUUCUACGCAAUCGUAGAAGAACAGCUGUUUAUCGUAUCGAAGCAAAUUUACGGCUAAAUAGCUUGAUUGGACGACGUAAAAACGACCUCUUAUCAGCGCUUGACCCUCACGCCGCUUCUUCGUCGCUUGUUCGUCGCUCGUUCGUCGCUUCUUCGUCGGUUCUUCGUCGCGAUAGGUCCAGUGUAUGUUAUUAACAUUACUGUCGCAUCAACUGGACUGAAUGUCUGUAGUGGUACGCCAAUAACACGAUGAUAAUUCAACAGUGAUCUUUUCUUCAAGAACGAAACAAUUCGUACUCAGUAAGAAAUUUCAUCCGACGAGUAGUGUGUGUAGCAAGUUUCCUUUCGUCCGCGCUCAACGGGAAAAUCUACGGGAGUCAAAGGUUUAGUGAACAAAGGCUGAUGUAAACGCUCGCCGGUGCACCUUUGGAGAUGUAGCGAUGAUUCACCAUUUGACAGGAGUACAAGGACAGAACGAGAGUGAAUCUUUCAUGGAUCCAUCCUCCGUUUCGGUGGAAACGAAUCGAUCGGCAACUUGUUUGUACAUCUACGCGGCCUUGAACGCUGCCAAAGAAACCUGUGCGAGUAGUGACUUUCAGAACGCGCAAUCAGCCUACGGGUGGAAAAAGCGUGUUGGUAUUCUUACAAGAAGAAAAUGGCCCUUGACUUUGUCGCCGGAUGUUUGGGAGGGUCUGCCGGUAUUGUGGUGGGAUAUCCUCUGGAUACGAUCAAAGUACACAUGCAAACGCAAGAUUACCGAAGCCCGAAAUACAAGGGCAGCUGGCACUGCUUCCGCACGAUUCUUGCGAAGGAAUCGGUAGCAGGUCUUUACCGAGGUAUGACGUCGCCUAUGGCGGGUGUAGCGCUAGUGAACGCAGUCAUCUUCGGCGUGUACGGUCAAACCCAGAAACACGUAACCGAUCCGGAUUCCCUCGCCUCGCACUUCAUCGCCGGCAGCCUGGCUGGGAUUGCUCAGAGUCCUAUCUGCAGUCCGAUAGAGCUGGCCAAAACGCGCAUGCAACUGCAGACGCCGGAUGCUCGGUUCUCCGGGCCCUUGCGAUACCUGAAGCAUACCUAUAAACAUCGGGGGUACCGAGGAGUGUUCAAAGGUUUAAACAUCACCAUCCUCCGAGAAGCACCCAGUUUCGGCAUCUACUUCCUCACGUACGAAGCAAUCACGAGGUCCUUUGGGAACAAGCCGAUCUCGACGCCACACAUGUUGCUAGCUGGAGGACUCGCUGGAACCGCUUCCUGGGUGUUCACUUAUCCUUUGGAUGUGGUCAAAUCGAGAAUCCAAAUGGACAACAAUCGCUACUCGGGAGUGAUCGAUUGCUUCAGGCAGUCGGCGAGAACCGAAGGUUACUCCUCUUUCUACAGGGGUUUGAAUUCCGCGAUCAUUCGGGCAUUUCCCACGAAUGCCGUCACCUUCGCUGUGGUCACCUGGACCUUUCGUAUACUUCGGCAGGAACCAGCCGAUCGGACAUCCGACACGAACGCCUCUGAAACAGACGGCAUUCGGGCUGUCGGGCAAGUAUCCGAUAUCUACGAACCUUUCCCUUUCCUCGGUAAAUGGCACUCUCCUGGCACGUUCCUGACGGGUUCUCCUCAGAGUCUAACGAUCCCCAGAUUCAGACACUCGACCUUGUCGAUCGCGUGUAUUGACGACUCCGUCUUUGGUAAACCUGUCGCGCGACAGUUCGACAGACGUUCCGAAUUCGAGACUCGGCACAACGUCAUCGGUGAACAACAAGUUCAAGAUGACAAGUCCGAUCAAGUUGAAGAGAGGUCGAGAGGAAGAGAGGAUAUCGCCGAUGAAAGUAGCGAAAGGAAAGUUGAAUUGCUGGACGUUGAAAGGGGGAUCGGCGAAUGUCGUGUCAUCGAAGCGUCGGGACUUUUGACCAGCUCUUGAAGCUAGUUAUCAAAGCUGGUACACGGACACGUUCGAAUGCUUUUCAUUCUUCUCAUUCUCUUGGUUAUUUAUUCGAGCAGAAAUUUUAUGGGAAGAACACGAGCUACCAUUAGUGCGUUUACAUGUUCUACAUUCGGAGACGUAACUAUUAUAGAUGAAAGUGAACAAUUCUCGAGCACUUUGCUCCAUGUUUUGUAAAAGAGAAAAGAUCGAAAUAAAUCAAUGUUAAUCUGUUACAUGUUGAUUGAAAUGUCGACAAGUCGCAAAUUUCAAAUUAGCUAACAUUCAUUCUAACUUGGUUCAUUCGGUUAUCAUCGUUACUUUCUUUACUUUAUUUUACACCAUACUUGCAUACAUACGUGUCACAUGGGACAAUGACAUACCGCAACGUGUAAACUUUCGGGCGAUGGGGAAUAUUUGUGGUUUUCUACGAUAUCAAAGGAAAAAUGUUCGUGCUGUAAUAUGAAAUAAUUGGAAGGAUGAUGGAAAAAAUGCGAAGGAUAGGCUAAGCAUUCGAUUUGAUUGAUAUUCUUAUUACAGAGAAACCUUGGUACGUACAAAAAGCUAUGUAUAACAGAAUAUUUGUCGUAAGUAGUUACGAGUGCUUUUCGACGCAAGAACGUUUCAAUACUUUGAGUAUUAAUUUAGUCGCAUGCUAAUCGGUAGAAUAUUAUUUACAAGUAAAUCAAUCUUAUCUACUAGCAGUUGCUUGAAAUAGUCAAAACACUGACAGAAACGGCUGUUGAUAAGACGGCUCUACUUCAACAGCGUAGAAGCGCAGCAGUUCUGAUGUCAUUGUAAUUGCUUCAUCCUAAAGAUUCUAAUACGAGUGUCUAGAUUCCUUGAAAUAUUUCCUAUAUUUGACCCGGCACUUGUCUAAAUAAUAACGCAAAUGAAUGAUUUCGACAUCGACGUAAUCAAGAGAGGAAAAAUGAAACAUACAGGAUUAGACGCGUUUACCGUAGAUUUCACGAAUACGGAAUCUCCACCGAAAUUAUGACGAAUAACGGUAAAGUGGGCAACUCUGAACAAGUCCCCCUUCUGAUCUCAUUUUGCAGUGAAACGGUAUUGACUGAAACAUUACUGUGUAAAUCGAUAGCGCUCAUUUCUACGCGUAAAGGUCAGUCAGGAGAAUCAGUCGGAAUUUCCUGUUGGCGAACCUGGUAUAGUAGAAGAGAAAUCUACAAAUAAAAGAAUCGCAAACCACCCCAUUUUUUUGCAUCUUCACUUAUCCUCGACAAAGUAUAGUAUGUACAUGUUUGAUUUGCACACAAAGCGAAAGAUACAGAUUUUCACUUGGACGAUUCACAAUGAACGAUUAUUAUAUUGCGCGUUCAGCAUCACACUUACUUUCUACUCCGAAAACAUUCCUUUCACACUUGCUGUACGCGAGUGUACAACCAUAAUCAUUAUAUGUGUAAAUAAAUAAAAAUAAAUAAACAUAAAUAAACUACUAGUUUCGAAUGGUGUAUCAAUAUUGGUUUCUAUGGAAAUCAAGAUCGUUUACUCGGGUCUAAUGUUGCUUUCACGCUAUUAUAAACAACACGGGUGUUUCGCUUAGUCCUCG